CAAGGAGAUCCACUAUCGCCCUACCUCUUUGUUAUUGCUGUGAACUGCCUCUCUCUAAUGCUAACACAAAGAAGCUAUUGAGGGUUUCUUUUCCUAUCACUAUCAGUGCGCAAAAACCAAAUUGACUCAUCUUUAUUUUGCAGAUGAUUUGCUAAUCUUUCUAGAUGGCUCUCUAUCAUCGCUACAAACUGUCUUGAGGAUCCUAGAAGAGUUUGAGCUAAGAUCAGGACUAGCGGUGAGCAUGCAGAAAUCUUGCUUCUUUUCCUCACGUCUUUCAACCUCAGAAAUAGAAGCUAUUCAGGCAUCUACGGGAAUGCCAUCAGGGUCCUUACCCAUCCGCUAUCUAGAGGUUCCUCUCUGUACUAAAAAGCUUACACUACAAAAUUGUGAACCGCUCAUUUGUCAAGUGAAGAAAUGAUUUACCUCAUGGAGUGUCAAGACUCUAUCUUUUGCAGGAAGACUUCUCCUUAUCAAAACUGUGAUAGCUGGCAUCACCACCUUCUGGUCUUCUGCCUUUAUUCUUCCUAAGGCUUGCAUUUCAAGGAUCAACUCUCUCUGCGGCAGCUUCCUCUGGAAAGGAAACCUGGAAGGUCACGCGUCAGCUAGAGUGGCAUGGUCAGAGGUAACUAAAACAAAAGAAAAAGGUGGACUAGGGUUACGUGACCUGCUAAGCUGGAACAAAGCUGUUUGCCUAAAAUUCAUUUGGCUCCUUUUCUUUCGGGAAGGAUCGAUUUGGGUGGCCUGGUUCCGAUCGGAGAUCUUAAAAGAUGAUAUCAGUAACUUCUGGACAGUGGAACCAAAUUAGUCUAUGUCCUGGAUGGCGCGGAAAUUGCUGAAGCUAAGGGAAACAAUUUACUCAUGGAUUCAGCUAAGAGUAGGUAAUGGAACCAAAACUCGCUUUUGGUCUGACAAUUGGUCUCCAUUUGGGAACUUGGCUAACUAUCUCUCAGCUUCUAAGACUUCGCAUCUCGGUAUCCCUUGGAACGCUUCUCUUGCAUCUUGCUAUGUGAAUGGCUCGUGGGCUCUGCCUCCUGCAAGAUCGGAAAAUCAAAUGCCCCACUAGAGACAGGCUUCAUAGCUGGGGAAUGCAAACGCCCACUACUUGCCUCCUCUGUAACUCCGCGGAUGAAACCAGAGAUCAUUUGCUCUUCGGUUGCCCCUUCAGCUUCUGUGUCUGGACAAUAGUAGCUUCUCGAUGCCUGAUGGCUGCUGUACCUGACUGGAACUCGACGCUACUGCGCAUGCAGACUCUCCCGAAAAAAAGCAACGCUUCUCAACUCUCCCUCUGGUGCUGGCAGACGGCAAUCUACCUGAUCUGGACUGAGAGGAACGCGCGACUUCACAGGAAAACUUUCCGAUCUAAAGACUCCCUGAUUAAGCAACUAGACCACCUGAUUCGCAACAAGAUCUCCUCAAUUAGGCCCUCUAACCAACGCAUUUCCUCCUCUCUGAUGCAGCUUUGGCUAUCUACAUCGUAACUUCCGUCGACAUCAAUUCCCCCGACUCCUACUAUUCCAUUGGUUGAAUUAGCCAAUUGGGUUCUCAAUUAUGGAUUUUUUUGUGUCAUAUGUAAUGGGUUAGGCCCGGUUAACUAAAGCUUUAGCUUGUAAAACAUUUUA
Messenger RNA from Brassica oleracea var. oleracea, 1619 nucleotides. RefSeq lists its product as uncharacterized. NCBI's taxonomy places the organism in Eukaryota, Viridiplantae, Streptophyta, Magnoliopsida, Brassicales, Brassicaceae. Bases 1011 to 1478 code for a protein of 155 amino acids. The transcript has 2 exons. The record is from RefSeq and is a predicted model, not a curated record.